AAGCUCCUGAGCCGCCAUUUCAUGUGCGAGCAGCUAAGAGAACGGGGUGAGUUGAGCAUACAAAUCAGCAAAACAAAAACAAAUUUAGUCUACCAAAAAUAUUUUAAUCUUCGUCUGGCUAUCUCAUUUUGAGGAGCAAAGAUGAGCUACGGUAGGCCUCCGCCCGAUGUCGAGGGUAUGUCCUCUCUCAAAGUGGACAAUCUCACGUACCGGACCUCGCCUGAGACCCUACGCCGAGUUUUCGAGAAGUAUGGCCGGGUGGGAGACGUGUACAUCCCCCGCGAUCGGUACACUAAGGAGAGCCGUGGUUUCGCCUUUGUGAGGUUCCACGAUAAGCGCGACGCUGAAGACGCGAUGGACGCCAUGGACGGGGCCUUGCUCGAUGGGCGGGAACUGCGAGUGCAGAUGGCGCGAUAUGGCCGUCCACCAGACUCUCACUUCGGGCGCCGAGGCGGCAGUGGACCCCCAAGGAGGCAUGGAGGCUACGGGCGCAGGAGCAGAAGUCGUUCAGGCAGCCCCCGUCGGCGAAGACACAGUCGUUCCCGAAGCAGGAACCGCAGUCGUGGCCGGGACUACAGCCGCUCGCGGUCUCGUUCCUACUCCAGAUCCCGUUCCAAGUCCCCAUCCCGGUCAAGGUCCCGCAGCCGCACCCCGGCUUCUAACAGAGGCUCACGGUCGAGGUCCAAGAGCAUGCCCAAAUCCCCCGAGGACAACGGAACCGAGUCUUAGUAACAACAGUUCCAAGCCAGACCCAGUAAGACGAUGUCAGACGAUUGAAACUUCUCUGUGGACGUCUGCCAGUGGACACCUCUCUACGCCUAACAGAAUACUGACCAAAAGGUUGUGACUUGGUCUAAAAUGUUUCAGUUGCCCAGAAAUAGACUACUAUAUAUUUACCAAUGCGUGUAAUGCUGUUGGCUAGAGUGAAGGACAUGUUUUGAGGUUAAUUGUAUUUUGUCUCAUUGUUAGUGCAGGUUUGUUGCAUAUUAAUUUGAUUUAAACUUUUAUGAAGUAGCCCCCCCUCCCUUUUUAAAAAUUAAUUGAAGCCCUUAUUUAAUAGUCUAAUUCUCUACAGAACGAUUCCCGUACUGAGUUACUGCUGUUCUUCUUUUGGAGAGUUGAAUUUAGCAGAGUUACCCUAAACCAGCAACAUGUAGAGAGAAACCAUAUAGGCCAUAAUUGUAUAAAAAAUAUUUAACAUUUUAUGAAAUUCGCUAGCCUAACUAGGAGUACAGAUUUUUUUAUUUUUAUGUAUGCAUGUAUGUACACUGAGUACACCAAACAUUAGGAACACCUUCCUAAUAUUGAGUUCCACCUCCCUCUUUGCCCUCAGAACAGCCUCAUUUAAUGGGUGAAUGGACUACAUGGUGUCGAAAGCGUUCCACAGGGAUGCUGGCCCGUAUUGACUUCAAUGCUUGCCACAGUUGUCCAGUUGGCUGGAUCUCCUCUGGGUGAUGAACCAUUGAUACACACGGAGAGCUGUUGAGCAUUAAAACCCCAGCAGCUUUGCAGUUCUUGACACAAACCUGUGUUCCUUGGCACCUACUAUCAUACCCUGUUCAAGGGCACUUAAAUCUUUUAUCUUGCGCAUUCACCCUCUGAAUGGCACACAUACACAAUCCAUGUCUCAAUGCUUAAAAAUCCUUCUUUAACCCAUCUCCUCCCUUUCUACACUGAUUGAAGUUUAUUUAGCAAGUGACACCAAUGAGGGAUCAUACUUUCACCUGGUUAGUCUGUCAUGGAAAGAGCAGGUGUUCUUAAUGUUCUCUAUACUCGGUGUAUAUUGUUAAAAAAAAUUGUCUCUGGUAUGCAUUUACUUAAUCCCCUCUUGUGUCAUCUUUUGUGCACUAGGCGCAGUUGUGUAGCAGUUGAGUAUUGCUGGUUAGCUGUUAAGGUGCGAUGCAGUGCUGAUGGUGAGGUGGCAGUGCAGUGGCUGGCGGGGGGUGUUGCGGUGCCCGGUGAGUGCCCGGUGCAGUUGCCGCCCUGCUAUCGACUUGGUGCUGCUGCCGUUUGCCUGGUUCUGGUCUGUAAGAAUAAAUCAAUCACUGCUGUGGUGGCAGAUCUGGUCAUCCCAUCUCUCUCCCUCUGUUGUCUUAUGGUCUCUUACCAUUGUUGAUGUACCAAUACUAUUCUCUUCCUCCCCUCUUUCCCCAUCCCUAGCCUGGUGGAACCAAGUCUGAUCAUUGUAUUAUCGAUCAGGCUGGUUCCAACAGGUUAACUAUCCUUACCCCCCCCCCCCCCCCCAACUGUGCUUUUGUCCUCUGUUGUGAGCUGGUUGUAUCCAUUGAUGGAAGAGUCUGUUAUGGCUCGAUAGAUGAGGGUUGGAUAAAGGGCAUCCCAUUAGCUUGAUAAAUUGGUCUCGGUAUUAUUUUGUGAACCCUCGCAAGAUGUCUUGUAAAUGCUCCAGGUGAAGGCUAAUAAAAAUGUCAAAAUAG
Molecule: messenger RNA, 2435 nt
Organism: Oncorhynchus gorbuscha (pink salmon)
Lineage: Eukaryota; Metazoa; Chordata; Actinopteri; Salmoniformes; Salmonidae
Gene: srsf2a
Product: serine and arginine rich splicing factor 2a
Exons: 3
Coding region: 142-729 (195 amino acids)
Molecular function (GO): RNA binding
Source: RefSeq, a predicted model, not a curated record